CAAAUGUGGGUUGAGUGUUUCACCUCCUCAGUGCAACCACAUAAAAACCCAGUUUCAGGGCCAUGGUAAACGAAACAUUUUCUUCACUGAUGUUAAUAUACAUGGGUGUUGUCACAUUGAUCAUAUGUAUUGAAAUAUAUACCAUGAUAACAAUGGAUUCUACUGCUGACAUACUUGCCGCUAUUCUAUACGCAGCUCAAAUGUUCUUUGAGUUUUUCAUCUGUUACUGCUUUCCUGCUCAAGAUCUGACGAAUGAGGCAGAACUUUUAUCCGUUACCAUGUUCGGGACCAAUUGGUACCUAUAUCCAGCAUAUUACAAAGACAUGAUGUUGUUUCUUGGCAAAAGCCGCUUAAAAGUUAUAUACUCAGCUGGAGGUUUGUUUGAUUUAAAUCGUCAAACAGGAAUGGCUGCACUGAAGAACAUGGUAUCAUACAGUAUGUUCCUACACACCAUGACUCAAUUGGAGGCAACGUAAAAUCGUUUUUUCUUACAACCAUCGUGCUAUUAUAAGAUUUUAUACCCUGACUGAUACAUAAAUAUUAAAC
Molecule: messenger RNA, 546 nt
Organism: Acanthoscelides obtectus
Lineage: Eukaryota; Metazoa; Arthropoda; Insecta; Coleoptera; Chrysomelidae
Source: the annotation of a GenBank genome assembly